AUGUCUGCAUCAGUAGAAGAGGCCGCUUCCGCCCACUCACAUCUUUCACCAAGUCAAGGCAAGACGCAAAUCAAGGCUGCUGAAGGCUAUGGAACUAUGCGUGCUGGUGCCUUCGAUCCAGAACAAAAGAAGGUGAUGAUCAACGAUGUGCCCGUCCCUGAACCCGGGCCCAACCAGUUCCUGGUCAAGAUGGCAUGCGCGAGUCUCUGCCAUUCCGAUAUUAUGGCGAUAGAAGCUGGCCAAACAGCAACUCUUGGCCACGAAGGCGCCGGCUACAUUGAGAAGAUUCAUCCUUCUGUUGAGGACAAGGGCUACAAGAAGGGCGACAAAGUUGGAUUUCUCUACAUCAUUGGUUGCUGCUUCGAAUGCGAAGGCUGCAUGAAUCACAAUCUCCACUGCCAAACUGGCAAGCAACUUCUCCAGGGCUUCACAACAGACGGGUUCUUCGCAGAGUACGCAGUGGUCGAUUAUCCGAAUUGCAUCCAUUUGCCCGAAGCGAUAGACGUCAAGACUGCCGCUCCCAUCUUCUGCGCUGGUGUGACCGCUUUCCACGCCGUAGACAGCUCGGAGCUCAAAGAGGGUGAUUGGCUUGCUGUUGUUGGUGCAGGUGGCUUAGGUCAAAUAGCUACGCAGAUAGCGAAAGCUAGAGGCUGCAAGGUUGUGGCGAUCGAUAUUAAUGAUGCAACGCUCGAUGUGUGCAAGAAGCAAGGAGCAGAUGCGGUCUUCAAUUCCAAAGAUAACAAGGACUACGUGAGCCAGCUGAAAGAGUUGACGAAUGGAGGAGCAAAGGCAGCUUGUGUCUUCAGCAACGCCCAGGCUGCCUAUGCUGGCGUCCCUCCAAUUCUCCGACUGGGCGGUGUCAUGAUGGUUAUUGGGCUCCCACACGACCCAAUCCCAGUUUCGACAAUGGACCUGGCAUUGGGGAAGUACAAGAUCAAGAGCGAAAGCACUAGCAUUCCGCAGCGGAUGCCGAAGGCUGUAGAGUUUCUUGCGAAGCAUAAGAUCGUGCCUGAAGUGCAGCAUCGGAAACUCGACGAGCUGAACGAUAUGGUGAACGAGAUGCAGGCUGGAAAGGCUACGAAGAGGAUGUUGGUUACGUUCUAG
Saxophila tyrrhenica is the source of this 1104-nucleotide messenger RNA. RefSeq lists its product as uncharacterized. Lineage: Eukaryota; Fungi; Ascomycota; Dothideomycetes; Mycosphaerellales; Extremaceae. Gene Ontology annotation, molecular function: oxidoreductase activity. The record is from RefSeq and is a predicted model, not a curated record. The coding region runs from base 1 to 1104 and encodes 367 amino acids. The transcript is spliced from 5 exons.